UGGACGCUGGACAUUGGAUGCUGGAUGCUGGACGUUGGAUGCUGGACGCUGGGUGCUGAAUGCUGAGUGUUGGGUGUUGGAUGUUGAGUGCUGGGUGCUGGACGUUGAAUGCUGGACGCUGGAUGUUGGAGGCGCGCUGCUCUGUCCUUGCCAGACGCGAUGACCUUGACUCCCGCGCCCGCGUGUUUGAGCGCCUGUGGACGACGACGCCUCCCUCAAAACCCACCUUCGAAUUCUUUAUCCCCACGUAACUAAUGCAAGCACAUGCCCGAUUUCAGAAGGCUUCAUCGGCAGCCCCGAGGGACACCCCGCCCCACACGAUCUCCGCCGCAACUGAGCAGUCCACGUACGUUUGGACAGGCAGCACCUGCGCUGGCUGGGUCCUGCGGGACGGAUCUCGGGCGCGCAGCACACAGAUUUUGUGCAGACAGAGAGGGAGGAUUUCUGCAAAGAGACGGAUCUGCCGCACAGACUGAAUUUCUGCAAAGACACACGUCUUCAUCACAACCGACCGAGGCAGAUCUUGCGCGCACAGACGCAUCUUCGGCAGGGCGGGAGAUCCUCCGCGCGGAGACAGAUCUGCCGCAGAGACAGCCGCGUUUCUGCACACACAUCGUCUUGCGCGCACAGACAGAUCUGCUGGGGGCAGAUGCCGCCCAUCUGAUGCCGGAGGCUGGCGCUGCUGCUAGGCUGCGAGCGCGUGGGUCCGGUCCAGAGGGUUGUCAUGUCGCCUCUCCCACGCGGAACCCCUGCUGUGCUGUGAUCGAGCGCGGGGCCACAGCGCCUUCGUUCAGUCCGAAGGGAGCCGCGGAGCCGCAGUGCCGCGCGAACGGGACGCGGCGGCGCCUCAGCCUGUGCCCGUGCGGCAGAGCAGGGUAAAAUUAGCACAGUAAACAUGUUCCCCUGAAUGUGAGCCUCGGCGGGCGACCCACACCGACGCGUGUUUGGACACGGUGAAGAAUGGGCUACUCGGACCCGUCCGGGAGAGAUCUGCUCGGAAACAGGUCUCUUUGUUUCAUUUUUAUUUGCGCUUUCGGAGUCGUCACCCUCCUGCAGCAGAUUCUGUACGGCAAAAACUACAUCAAGAGUGGGCAACAGUUUAGCCGACUCAAAGGAGACGAAACGGCAAAUUGGACCAGGCCUGUUAAUUUCUUGGAUGAUGGAUCACAGACGCCGGCCAGAAAUGGAAAGAAAAGAUGUUUCCGUCAGAAUUUUCAGCGUCAGACAGACUCACUGAACUCCGUUAUUAUCACUCCCUGCCUAGCCGAUAUUCCGAAGAAAAAAAAACGCUCUCAAAGGUAUUUUGAACUGUAUGAUGGUCCUUAUGAUUACAACUCAACAACAUGCAAGGAUUUCAGGCAGGAGAUCAUCGAUGUGAAGGUACUCACCAUGGUGAAGACUUCUGAACUUUUUGACAGGUGGAGGAAUCUACAGCUUUGCAAAUGGGAUCAGCACAAGGAGGAAAUAGAAGCUUUCAAGAGUUCCUUGUCCCGCUGCUGCAAUGCACCCUCCUUCCUCUUCACCACCAAGAGAAACACGCCGGCAGGGACCAAUCUCAGGUACGAGGUGGACACCAGCGGAAUCCUGCACAUCAGUACGGAGAUUUUCAAGAUGUUCCCUGAUGACAUGCCAUACACGAGAUCCCAGUUCAAGAAGUGUGCUGUGAUUGGAAACGGAGGAAUCAUCAAGAACAGUAAAUGUGGAAAGGAGAUUGAUUCUGCUGACUUUGUGUUUAGAUGCAACAUACCUCCCAUCUCUGAAAAAUAUGCUCCAGAUGUGGGGUACAAGACAGACAUUGUGACCAUUAACCCAAGCAUUAUCACUGAAAGGUUCCAGAAGCUGGAGAAGUGGAGAAAGCCUUUGUACAAGGUUCUGCAGACCUAUAAGAACUCUUCAGUGGUGCUCCCAGCCUUCUACAACACGCGUAACACUGACGUCUCCUUCCGCGUCAAGUACAUGUUGGACGACUUUGACUCACAGAAGGGCGUGUUUUUCUUCCAUCCACAGUACUUGCUGAAUGUGCAGCGCUUCUGGUCGGUGCAAGGUGUCCGUGCCAAGAGGCUGAGUAGUGGCCUCAUGCUGGUGACGGCCGCUAUGGAGCUGUGCGAGGAGGUCCAUUUGUAUGGCUUCUGGGCUUUUCCCAUGAACCCCUCAGGCAUCUUCGUCACACACCACUAUUACGACAACGUCAAGCCCAGGCCUGGCUUCCACGACAUGCCCCAUGAGAUCUUUAAUUUCCUGCACCUGCAUAGCAGGGGAAUCCUCCAGGUGCACACGGGAUCUUGUAGGUGAUGGACUCCACAUGUGUCACUGCCUGCUUUGCAGAGGGUUUGGCUCACGUUUCCCAGUGUUCCUUGUGUUCUCCUAAAGUUUUUAAGUAUCAAGGUGCAUGAGAAUGUCGUUGACUUUCACCUGAGACACUUUCAAAGCAAACAUGAGGCAAAGCAUUUGUGCUUUCUUUGUCGUUUACUCUUCCUCACAGUUACUUGUGUCCAUGCCAAAUGUCAUUUAUGAUGUUCGCUCUCGAUAUCCUGAGUAAGAAGUAAUUAAGAAGCCAGUUAACAAUUUAUCUUAAGGGUAAUUAUAUAAAUGUAAGAUAUAUUGCAAUUAAAUCCUCUAUCUGUAAAUGUAGUAUUAGCUAGAUAUUCUGCUGCCUAGAACAAAUUCUAUUUGCCAAAAGGAUGUUCACUGGAAAAAGCGAAAUUUUAUUUCUGUUUCAUUCAUAAUUCUCUUGCAUUUUUGUCAACAUGAGUGUUUACGAAGUAGUAAGGCAAUAACGGUGGCCAGGAUAUUUACUUUGAUAUAAACACAGUGUAGUGUUGUUGAAAAAUACAUGUAUUUGAACACUUGUAACAAUAAUAUAUGAGUUUUUCAGAGGCUUAUCAACCAAGGAGUAUGCCAAUUAUUUGCUGACGGGUUUUGUGAAACAGUCGUAAUGUGAUCUCCAUAACUCAUUAAAAAACGAUGGCUUCUGGAAUAUUAGAUAUUGAGUGGAAAUAAUGGAAAUAAUGUAAAUAACAGGAUUCUGAAGCCAAAAUCUCAUUUCCCAAUGAGCACAAGUGGCAUUGCUCUUCAGUAUGCAUUUCUGAGGAAAUGCUAUAGCCAACUGCCAAUAAAAUGGGAUUUAUGAUACAUUUCAAAAAUAAUAUAGAGUAUGUUUAAAUAUAAUUGUUAGCUGUCAUCCACAUGUCAAGUGUAAAGCUAAGUUACAUUUCUCAUGUAAAUAUUGUAGUGUACUCUAACAGUGAUGCAUGAUAUUCUUUGUCUGCUGCUUUGAGUGCAUAGUUACAGCCAUGCAAAGAAACUACCCGGUAGACAUUAAAACACAAUGCUCAUUCCUGAAAAAUUGUGCAGCAUAUUUUUAACAACAAAUCUAAAAUAACACUGAUGAGAUUUGAACAGAUUUUUAAAUUUAGUUCUGUUUUCUGAAAUACAAUUGGAAGAACUGAUUCUCUAUAGCUUUGCAAUAACAACAGAAACAUAUUUUAAUAUUGCUGAGUAAUUAAUAAUUGCCUUUUAAACAGAAGUUAUUUUCAUAAUAUGGAACUUAUUCUUAAUCUCUAUUUUGGGGAUCCACACAAAAUUUCUGGUGACAUUUAAGAAUUCAGCACCGAUGUUACUUGGUGAUCUGCUCAAAAUGAAGUAAGCACAGUCCCCUGAGUUUUUAAACUUAAAUAUGUUAACUGGUUUAAUUCUUGUACUGAGAAUUCACAAUUUUUUUCAGUGUAUUUCAGACUAUUGUCACAACAUUACAUAUAGCACCUCUCAACAUUUCAUUUAGGUCUAUAAUAUUCAUAAGACAGUUUUUAAAGACAGAAAGGUAACUGUGUUGCAAAGUAUCUUAAAAAAUCCUCAGCUUACAAUGUUUCCAAUAGUAUUUGCACUAAAAAGUUACAAAAAACACAACCACAUUGACAUGUUCAAUUUUAUUUAAUAAUUCACUCUGCUGAACUUUACCUAUAGAGUUGAUUUAGUCAGAUUGAAAAAAACGAAAAGUACGUGUGACAAUUAUCCAUAAAGAGUGUGAAAAACAAUGUAUAUGCAAUAUGCAUACACAACAAUCCUAUCAAAGCCUCGUAAUUUUGGCUAAGCAUACAGUCAUGCAUUGUGUUUACAAAAUGCUUACCAAUGAUACCAACUGAUGCCACUAAGUCUCGGAACAUGCUUUCAGGUUUUGUAUAUUUCACGGUUUGCAAUAUCACUGUGCCUCUGUAUGCUAAAUUGUGUUUCCUCUGUGAUGUCUCUGUGUUUGCUGUGUACAAAUAUUACAUGCAGCAGAGUGAGCAAUUAUUGGUUCAGUUUAGACUUUGCCUGAUAUAACUUUGGCUCCAUAACAAAAUUUAAAUCAAAUCAAUUGGUUCGCUAUAAUUUAGACAUAAGUGUUGAAUCAGGAUUUUUUACAUUAAAUAAACCACUUUUCUUGACUAAAUUCCUUAAUAAAUUGAAGACAUCAAGGUAUCAGAUACAACAUUUUAAAAAGUAAAACAGAAAGCUAUAUUUCGAUGACAUAAAUAUGCUACGGCAUAAAGAGUCAUUGUGUUGACCUUUAAUAGUUACACAGAAUGAUUUAACUGCAUGUAUGUGAUAUUUAUGGUUGAAAAUGCUAGGAAUUAUGAGUGAAAGUAAUGGAGUUGUAACCUUCCUGGAGAACUGGUCACAAAACUGAACUGGAGCAGACGUGGUGCUGCUGACCAAAAUCUACACACUGUUUGUAUAUAAACUUGCUGUUUUUUUAUUUUUCUCUCACAACUUUUAUUUGGAAAAUAAAAUUAAUUUGUCAAAUGAGUGGCAGUUUGGAAUCUGACCUGUCAUACAGCAUUUGUACAGCUCAUUUUAUCUGCCAGUUAAAAAAGCAACUUGAAUA
Messenger RNA from Scleropages formosus (Asian bonytongue), 4864 nucleotides. It is a transcript of the gene st8sia5, whose product is annotated as ST8 alpha-N-acetyl-neuraminide alpha-2,8-sialyltransferase 5. Gene Ontology annotation, biological process: oligosaccharide metabolic process; N-glycan processing. Lineage: Eukaryota; Metazoa; Chordata; Actinopteri; Osteoglossiformes; Osteoglossidae. Bases 961 to 2292 code for a protein of 443 amino acids. Gene Ontology annotation, molecular function: alpha-N-acetylneuraminate alpha-2,8-sialyltransferase activity. The record is from RefSeq and is a predicted model, not a curated record. The transcript is spliced from 9 exons.